Molecule: messenger RNA, 1167 nt
Organism: Theobroma cacao (cacao)
Lineage: Eukaryota; Viridiplantae; Streptophyta; Magnoliopsida; Malvales; Malvaceae
Source: RefSeq, a predicted model, not a curated record
UUGUGUUGAUUAGACAAUAUGGAGAAGAUGGCCCCUGCAUUUGCAAUGCGUAUCAUGAUCUUUGCAAUUCUUGCUUUUCACCCUUUAACAGUCUUUGGUGGUGAUACUGGCAUCAACUACGGAAGAAAUGGAGACAAUCUGCCUUCUCCAAGACGAGCAAUUGAUUUCAUCUCCAGAGAAAUGAACAACAAAAUCUCAUUGAUACGUGUUCACGAUGCCAACCUUGAAAUCUUAGAGGCAUUGAGUGGAACAAAUCUGGUGGUGACCAUAGGAGUCCCCAAUGAGGCAAUUGCCUAUGUAGCAUCAAGCCAGGAAGCUGCAGAUAAGUGGUUCCAAGACCACAUUGUCACAUACAUCCGAAAAGGUGUUAGGUUCCGUUAUCUCUGCGUAGGAAACGAAGCCAUCCCAAGUACUGUUGUUGCAUCCUAUGUCCUGGGAGCCAUAAAAAAUCUCCAUGAGUCAAUUAGGAAGGAAGGGAUAGAUUACAUAUUUGUCACGACUGCUGUUGGAGGCAGUGUCUUAGGAGCCUCAUACCCUCCUUCCCAGGGCCAAUUUGCUCCGGGAGUAGCCCAGGUAAUGAGCCAUCUGACUUGCUUUCUACAUAGCAUCGGCUCGCCACUUCUGAUCAAUGUGUACCCUUUCUUUGCCCUUGCCUCGGAGCCCAACCAUAUUCCGUUAGACUAUGCUUUGUUCCAGUCUCAAACGCCUGUCAUUAUUGACGGGAACUUAGAGUACUAUAAUCUAUUUGAUGCCAUGGUUGACGCCUUUUUAGCAGCAAUGGUGAGGGCAGUUGGAAGGGAGGAUGUCAAACUUGUUGUGUCCGAGACGGGCUGGCCAACAGCAGGUCUUGCUCCCUAUUCAAGCAUAGAAAACGCAAGAAUUUACAACAGCAAACUGAGGGAGCAUGUUAUUGGAGUAGGGAGAACACCAAGAAAGGCUGACAUGAUUAUGGAGGUUUACAUCUAUGAAAUGUUCAAUGAGAACCUCGUGGCUGAGGUAGUGAAGAGAAAUUUUGGGUCCUUUUAUCCUGACUUCAGAGAGGUAUACCCAUUGUGGCAUUGAUUGUAACUUGAUGAAGGGGCUCUGAAUUCACCAACUACAUAUAUAUGUAGUUCUUGAAUUUGACUUUGAUAAACUUUUGGAAUAGAAAUCUGAAUAAUUUUUAUU